Molecule: messenger RNA, 1437 nt
Organism: Geodia barretti
Lineage: Eukaryota; Metazoa; Porifera; Demospongiae; Tetractinellida; Geodiidae
Source: the annotation of a GenBank genome assembly
AUGGCUACCCAAACGGAACAGGCGCGUUAUGAGCAUGCCAUCGAGCAUCUUAACAGAGCCAUUGAACUGAAAGUGGAUUUCGUCGCUGCCUAUAUCCGCCGCGGCAAUUUUCACCGUAACAUGGACAAGUUUGACCUCGCAAUUGAGGACUAUAACACCGCGAUCAGGCUGACUGGAUCGCCUGCUGAGGCAUACUACAAUCGCGGGGUGGCUUACGGCAUGAAAGGUGAGGUUGACAAAGCAAUAGAUGACUUCACCCAAGCGAUACAAUACGAACCGGACUACGCUGAAGCGUAUUACCAACGCGGCAACGCUUAUUUUAUUAAAGACGAGUUUGAUCUUGCUAUUGAAGACUGUGACAAGGUAGUACAGCUUAAUCCUGAUGCUGCUGAUGCCUAUCUAGUUCGCGGUAAUGCCUACAGCAGCAAAGAUGAAGUUGACAGAGCUAUUGCAGACUAUAGCAAGGCGAUACGGCUCAAGCCAGAUUUUGCUGAUGCCUACGUUGUUCGUGGCAAUGCUUAUGGCAGCAAAGGUGAGCUUGAUUUAGCUAUUGCAGAUUAUACACAGGCACUGGAACUGAAACCGAAUUAUGUUGAUGCCUAUAUUGUUCGCAGUCACAUUCACGUCCUUAAACGCGACUUUGAUGCAGCUAUUGCAGACUGUGAGAAAAUGAUUGAACUUAGACCUAAUGCUGCCGAUCCUUACGUCACUCGUGCAACUGCUUAUAGCCUCAAAAAUGACUUUGAUGCAGCUAUUACAGACUGUGAAAUAGCGAUAGAACAUAAUCCGAGUGCUGCCGAUGCAUAUCUCAUUCUCGGCAUGGCUUUCAGCAGCAAAGGCGAAAUUGACUCGGCUCUAGUCAACUAUACAAAAGCAAUAAAAUUGCAUCCCAAUUACCUCAAUGCGUAUUAUGAACGAGGCAGUGCUUACAGCAGUAGAGGUGAAUUUGACAAAGCCAUAACGGACUAUACGAAAGUGAUAAGACUAAAUCCACAUCACAUCGGGUGCUAUUUUGAUCGCGGUAUCGCCUACAGUGAAAAAGGUGAUUUUGAUAAGGCUGUCACAGACUAUACCACAGUCCUCAAACUCCGGCCCGACCAUAUUCCAGCCUAUGUCAAUCGUGGCAACAUUUACGGGACAAAAGGCGAAUCUGAUUUAGCCAUCGCGGAUUAUACUAUGGCAAUGCAACUUAACCCAUUGUUGGAGAUAUCGUAUUAUAAUCGUGGUAACGUUUAUGAUUUUGAGAAGCAAAUCGGUGUUAAAUUACCUGAUGACAUCGCUGCUAUGUUAAUGCAACAGGAGGAAAAGACUCGAACCCAAUCUGUGAAGGAAAAUCUACUUGGCCCCUCAAGCGAGGUUGAUCGUCGCUCAUUUGAAGAAAUCGCGGAAAUGCGGGCCCAGCAAGCAAGAUCGAAUCCAAAUCCUAUCCACAUCUAA